AUGUGCCUGUGCUGUACGGAGGACGAAGCCAUCCAAGUCAGCGCCGAAGGGCCAAGAUGGCAACAUCCUUCCGACGUCACUGCAAGGCAGUCCAGAGAUAAACGUAUUGAGAAUAUGAAAAACCUAAGGAAAGAGAAGAGGAAAUUUAAUAAACGGUUUGCAAGACCUGCUCCUCUUCCAGAACCAGGACUCCUGCUUGACAAAGUGGUCAUUGAGAGCAAUGCCAGCCCCAGCAUCAAAGAUGGAAGAGUGAGUGUCACUGUUAAAGUUGCAGGAGACAACCUGGUCAGUGUAGCCCAGAGUGCCAUUGAGGGGGCCCUCUGA
This is a messenger RNA of Neomonachus schauinslandi (Hawaiian monk seal), 324 nucleotides long. It is a transcript of the gene CCDC179, whose product is annotated as coiled-coil domain containing 179. The transcript has 4 exons. The record is from RefSeq and is a predicted model, not a curated record. Lineage: Eukaryota; Metazoa; Chordata; Mammalia; Carnivora; Phocidae. The coding region runs from base 1 to 324 and encodes 107 amino acids.